GCUAGUUGAUGCCACCGGGAACCUCCAACGCCCAGGGCCUGGGGACCCGGCGAGAGACAGCAGGGGGAAAGGUCCGCACUGAGGCGGUCCGCCGGCUCGGAGGGGCGCCCACAGCCCCGCCACCAUGUGCGAGCUGUACAGCAAGCAGGACACCCUGGCGCUGAGGAGGAAGCACAUUGGGCCCUCUUGCAAAGUUCUGUAUGCUGCGGAUCCCAUCAAAAUAGUGCGAGCCCAGCGGCAGUACAUGUUUGACGAGAAAGGCGAGCGGUACCUGGACUGUAUCAACAAUGUCGCCCACGUGGGACACUGUCACCCUGAAGUGGUCAAAGCUGCCCUCAAGCAGAUGGAAGUGCUCAACACAAAUUCUCGAUUCUUGCACGACAACAUCGUGGAGUACGCCAAGCGCCUCGCAGCGACCCUGCCGGAGCAGCUGUCUGUCUGCUAUUUUACAAAUUCAGGAUCUGAAGCCAAUGACUUAGCCUUACGCCUGGCUCGACAGUUCAGAGGCCACCAAGAUGUGAUCACCCUUGACCAUGCUUACCAUGGUCACCUAUCAUCUUUAAUAGAGAUCAGCCCGUAUAAAUUUCGAAAGGGCAAAGAUGUCAAGAAAGAAUUUGUCCAUGUGGCACCAACUCCAGAUAUUUACAGAGGAAAAUACAGAGAAAACCAUGCAGACCCAGCCAGUGCUUAUGCAGAUGAAGUGAAGAAAAUUAUUGAAGAAGCGCAGAACCGUGGAAGGAAGAUUGCUGCCUUUAUUGCUGAAUCCAUGCAGAGUUGUGGCGGACAGAUAAUUCCUCCAGCAGGCUACUUCCAGAAAGUGGCAGAGUACGUACGCGGAGCAGGGGGUGUGGUCAUAGCUGAUGAAGUUCAGGUCGGCUUUGGCCGAGUUGGGAAACAUUUCUGGAGCUUCCAAAUGCAUGGCAAAGACUUUGUUCCAGACAUCGUCACAAUGGGGAAGCCCAUGGGCAAUGGCCACCCAAUUGCAUGUGUAGUAACAACCAAAGAAAUUGCAGAAGCCUUCAGCAGCUCUGGGAUGGAGUAUUUCAAUACGUAUGGAGGAAACCCAGUGUCCUCUGCCGUGGGUUUGGCUGUCCUAGAUGUGAUUGAGAACGAAGACCUUCAGGGGAACGCCACGAGGGUGGGGACUUACCUCACCGAGUUACUGAACAGGCAGAAGGCUAAGCACACACUGAUCGGAGAUGUCAGGGGCGUUGGCCUUUUUGUUGGCAUUGACUUAGUGAAGGACCGUCAGAAAAGGACCCCAGCCACAGCGGAAGCUCAGCACGUCAUCUACAAGAUGAAGGAAAAUCGAGUGCUUCUCAGCGCCGACGGACCUCACAGAAACGUGCUUAAAAUAAAACCGCCCAUGUGCUUCACGAAAGAAGAUGCCAAGUUUAUGGUGGACCAGCUGGACGGGGUUCUGACAGUUUUAGAAGAAGCCAUCGGAGCCCAAACGGAGAGUGUGGUCCCUGAGAACACACCGUGCAGAACAAAGAUGCCUAAGGAAGCACCCUCAGAAUUGCUCAGUGAUGGCACCCCGGACCCCAAAGAAAAUCCUGGCCAAAAGAGAAAUAGAUUGUGUGCAGACAAACCUUCACUGCUCAGUAAGAGGCUCAAGACGUGAGAGAUUAGCAUUUUACAGCAAGAGAGACUGACUGGAAGGGCCUCUUCUGUGAGCAGCUCUGUUAUACCCUCUGUAGGGAGAAUUUGCAUUCCAUUUAGACUUGUAAAUAAAGAAGCUAAAUGAGUAAUAAGAAUAAACCGGGUGAUAAUCAAACCAGGUCAAGAUUAUUAGUUCAGCCUCAAGCCUGUUAAUUCCUUACUUGAGAUUUCCAAGCGUAAUUAAUUUAUUCUACUAAAUUUAAGCUUCAAGUUGAAUAUUAAGUUGGCAGGUUUACUUCUCACGUUUUAAUGUUUGAAAUUAGAGCAAAGUACAGUAGAUUCCUUAACUUUGGAGACAUAGUGCCUUAAAAUAUGAAUUCUGUAAUAAUUUCACUUAUAUAUAAGUGUAUUUGUGGACUAUAAUAAAAUAAAAGGUGAUAUAAACCAAAA
Molecule: messenger RNA, 2052 nt
Organism: Equus quagga
Lineage: Eukaryota; Metazoa; Chordata; Mammalia; Perissodactyla; Equidae
Gene: ETNPPL
Product: ethanolamine-phosphate phospho-lyase
Exons: 13
Coding region: 125-1624 (499 amino acids)
Cellular component (GO): mitochondrion
Molecular function (GO): ethanolamine-phosphate phospho-lyase activity; transaminase activity; pyridoxal phosphate binding
Source: RefSeq, a predicted model, not a curated record